This is a messenger RNA of Populus trichocarpa (black cottonwood), 1007 nucleotides long. RefSeq lists its product as uncharacterized. The record is from RefSeq and is a predicted model, not a curated record. The transcript is spliced from 5 exons. NCBI's taxonomy places the organism in Eukaryota, Viridiplantae, Streptophyta, Magnoliopsida, Malpighiales, Salicaceae. The coding region runs from base 92 to 646 and encodes 184 amino acids.
UCCAACAUAACAACCCAAAAAACACAAGGAAAAGAAGAAGAAGCUGGUGAAAGCAAAGCUCAAUCAAGAGCAGGAACUAUCGACAGCAGCCAUGGCAAUGGAAGGUAGCAACAUCAACAGCAACAGAGAAGACUUUACGGUGGGUUGCUUGCUUUCUAUCAAAACCACCUUAGGCGAAGAGUUUCAUGGACAAGUCAUUACCUUUGACCGGCCCUCCAACAUCCUCGUUCUUCAAGAGGGAUCGAAACCUGGUCCGAAGAAAAACAUAAGGUUUUUGAAAGCAAAUUAUAUAAAGGAGUUUUCUUUUCUGGGUCAAGCCGAGGACCCACUUGACAUCAAGAAAUGUUAUAUUGAUCUCCACAGUCUUCAAGCCAGGGAGGAAUUGGCUUUAAGGCAAGCAGAAGCAGAUGCUGAGAGGAUUGGAGUGGGUGUCACUGCUGAGGCACAGGGCAUUUUUUAUGCCUUGUCUAAGACGCUUCCAGUUCGCUGGGACAAAACAUCCAUAGUUGUGAUGAAUGAAGUUCAUGUUAGUAGUCCAUACCUGCCUGAAUGUGUCAGUGGAGGAACUCCUGCUGCCAAUGACAGGGUGAAGAAAGUGCUUGAGCUCGAGAGGAAGAGGUUGCAAGCUCGUGGUGCCAGUCAGUGAAGAUUUUAUUUUGCUUUCUGCGACUGCCUGGAAAGCACCUCGUGUAACGGAUUAGCGUGGGUACCCAACCUGAGGUACAGCCAUCUCUGGGAAAAGCAUGAUUCCUUAAGCUAAGACCAUUCAGAUUUUCUUGACAAGGGAAUUUUAGUUUUCACCUAGACAUUAAUUUGUAGCUAUUCUUUCAUGGUUCUGCUUCUGGCGUUUUAGUUGUAUCAUUAUUGAGUGUUCUGGAGCAAAGCAAAGGUAAGUGAUCCGGUUUUCUUUAGCUAUAAAUUAAUAGCGUGUUGCAACAUCCGCAGAUGUAUGUGAAACAAGUCUGCCACCAACCAGUAUCAAGAAAUACACGAGUCAUUUUCUUCUC